This is a messenger RNA of Trichechus manatus latirostris (Florida manatee), 3574 nucleotides long. RefSeq names its product RNA binding motif protein 19 (gene RBM19). Gene Ontology annotation, molecular function: mRNA binding. Gene Ontology annotation, cellular component: nucleolus. NCBI's taxonomy places the organism in Eukaryota, Metazoa, Chordata, Mammalia, Sirenia, Trichechidae. The record is from RefSeq and is a predicted model, not a curated record. The transcript has 30 exons.
UGGCGGCGCCCAGAGCUGCAGCGUGAAUGUUGGUGGAAGCCGCUGUCCAAUUGUGCCAGAUUCAGAACAGUGGGGACGGUGCGCCAUGUCGCGACUGAUCGUGAAGAACCUCCCGAAUGGGAUGAAGGAGGAGCGUUUCAAGCAGCUGUUUGCCUCCUUCGGCACGCUGACAGACUGCAGCCUGAAGUUCACCAAAGAUGGCAAGUUCCGGAAGUUUGGAUUUAUUGGCUUCAAGUCUGAGGAAGAGGCCCAAACGGCACUGAAUCAUUUCAACAAGAGUUUUAUCGACACAUCCCGGAUCACAGUGGAGUUCUGCAAGUCAUUUGGGGACCCGACAAAGCCCCGAGCCUGGAGCAAACACGCCCAGAAACCAAGCCAGCCCAAGCUAUCUUCAAAAGACCCCAUUUCCCCAGAAACAAAGCAAGACAAUAAGAAGAAAAUGGUCACCAGUGAACUGGAGAAGCUGAAGGGAGACACUGAGUUCCGGGAGUUCCUGUCGGUCCACCAGAGGCGGAUGCAGGUCGCCACGUGGGCGAACGAUGCCCUGGACACCAAGCCUGUGAAAGGGAAGAGCGAGCCAGCCAGCGACUACCUGAACUUCGACUCAGACUUGGAACAGGAGAGCGAGGAGGAGGGGGCUGGCAAAGGCUCUGAAGCAGAGGAAGACCUUGCACCAAAGGCAGCUGUGCAGAAGGAGCUGUCAGACAUGGAUUACCUGAAAUCCAAGGUGGUGAAGGCCGAGUCGUCAUCUUCCUCCUCGGAGGAGGAGGAGAGUGAAGAUGAAGCAGUGAACUGCGAGGAAGGCAGUGAGGAUGAGGAUUCCUCUGCUGCCCCAGCCCAGUCUGAAAUAGGGAGGAAGGGGGCCAGCCACAAGCAGGAGGCCCUGUCUGGGAAGAAGCAACCACAGGAGGCCAUAGCUGAGACAGAGAAACCAGCAACCCAGAAGGAGCCCACCACCCCCUACACCGUGAAGCUGCGGGGAGCCCCGUUCAAUGUCACAGAGAAAAGUGUUAUGGAAUUCCUGGCACCUCUGAAGCCGGUGGCCAUCCGGAUAGUGAGAAAUGCUCAUGGGAACAAAACAGGUUACGUCUUCGUGGAUUUCAGCAGUGAGGAGGAAGUGAAGAAGGCACUGAAGUGCAACCGGGAGUACAUGGGUGGACGCUACAUCGAGGUGUUCAGGGAAAAGAGCGUCCCCAUGGCCAAGGGGCCCCUUAAGAAUAGCACCAAGCCCUGGCAGGGCCGGACACUUGGGGAGAAUGAGGAGGAGGAGGACCUGGCCGACUCCGGGAGGCUGUUUGUGAGAAACCUGCCCUACGCCAGCACCGAGGACGACCUGGAGAAGCUUUUCUCCAAAUACGGCCCCCUGUCUGAGCUCCAUUACCCCAUCGACAGCCUGACCAAGAAGCCCAAGGGCUUUGCCUUCAUCACCUUCAUGUUCCCCGAGCACGCAGUGAAGGCCUACGCCGAGGUGGACGGGCAGGUGUUCCAGGGCAGGAUGCUCCAUGUGUUACCAUCCACAAUCAAGAAGGAAGCCAGCGAGGAUGCUGACGCCCCGGGUUCAUCGUCCUAUAAGAAAAGAAAGGAGCUCAAGGACAAAGCCAACAGCUCCAGCUCACACAACUGGAACGUGCUGUUCAUGGGGCCAAACGCCGUGGCUGACGUCAUCGCCCAGAAGUACAACGCCACCAAGAGCCAAGUGUUUGACCACGAAACCAAGGGCAGUGUGGCCGUGCGCAUGGCCCUGGGGGAGACCCAGCUCGUCCAAGACGUGCGACGCUUCCUCAUCGACAAUGGGGUCUGUCUGGACUCCUUCAGCCAGGCCGCAGCAGAACGAAGUAAGACUGUGAUGCUGGUGAAGAACCUCCCAGCCGGCACCCUGGCGGCCGAGCUGCAGGAGACAUUCGGCCGUUUCGGCAGCCUGGGCCGUGUGCUGCUGCCGGACGGUGGCAUCACCGCCAUCGUGGAGUUCCUGGAGCCUUUGGAGGCCCGCAAGGCCUUCCGACACCUGGCCUAUUCCAAGUUUCACCACGUCCCCCUGUAUCUGGAAUGGGCUCCAAUGGGUGUCUUCUCCAGCUCAGACCCGCAGAAAAGAGAACCCAGGGAUGCAGCAGUGGAUACGGACAAGGCGGACCCAGAAACCGUACCAGACAGUGAGACCCCGGAAGUUGAAAAGCCAGCAGCCGGGGGAGAAGAUGACUCUUCGGCAAAGAUGGAAGAAGAGGAGGAGGAGGAGGAAGAAGAGAGCCUUCCAGGGUGCACUCUUUUUAUUAAAAAUCUCAACUUCGACACAACAGAGGCAACACUGAAGGACGUGUUUUCCAAAGUGGGAAUGGUGAAGAGCUGCUCGAUUUCCAAAAAGAAGAACAAAGCAGGAGCGCUGCUUUCCAUGGGGUUCGGAUUUGUGGAGUACAGGAAGCCGGAGCACACCCAGAAAGCUCUCAGGCAGCUCCAGGGUCAUGUCUUGGACGGCCACAAGCUGGAAGUGCGGAUUUCAGAAAGAGCUAUCAAGCCAGCCACGACGUCCACUCGGAAAAAACAAGUGGCCAGAAAGCAGACGACCUCCAAGAUCCUGGUGCGGAACAUCCCCUUCCAGGCCGACAGCCGGGAGAUCCGAGAGCUCUUCAGCACCUUCGGGGAGCUGAAGACGGUGCGCCUGCCGAAGAAGAUGACCGGGACGGGCGCACACAGAGGCUUUGGCUUUGUCGACUUCCUCACCAAGCAGGAUGCGAAGAGAGCCUUCAACGCCUUGUGCCACAGCACCCACCUUUACGGCCGGAGGCUGGUCCUGGAGUGGGCGGACUCCGAGGUGACCGUACAGGUCCUGCGGCGGAAGACAGCUGAACACUUUCACGAGCCCCCAAAGAAAAAGCAGUCUGUGGUGUUGGAUGAGAUCCUGGAGCAGCUGGAAGACAGCGACAACGACAGCAAGUAGCAAACCCUUCAGCUGCGAGCUGGCACCGAGUGGGUAUGUGGCUCUGGGGCCCUGGGGACUGGGGACAGCCGCUCUGGCUUCUGUGUUCCUGCCUGUGUGGGCAGGCGGUGGGAGCGAGCUGGCCGUGACUCCGGAGAACCUGCAGGCAAAAGCGAUGUGAAGGUGAAUCAUCUACCUAGUCAUUCCUUGUGCCGAGCCAAGCCCAAGAUGGGCCCGGCGGUCACUGAGGUGCACAGUGGAGAGUAUGGCACCACUUCCUUUGAGCAGUCUUCCUUUGAGCUAGCCCCCAUCAUGACUCAGGUGGGUUCAGCCUCAGCUUGUCUUCUCGCUUCACCCUCUGGGAGCAUCCCACGCUGCCAAGGGACCCAGAUGGCUUUCAUCAGGCCCCCGGCCAGGUGGGGCCCCCACAUGAUCCAGAGGUCACUGGCAGAUUCCCUCCAGCUGGGCGGCUUCCGGGCCCAACCAUCCUCAGGAAGCCCCUGGGACUUCUACCGUUCAAACCCUGAGCUCUCAGGCUGGGAAGCCCUGCUGGUCCCUCCAGAGACGAGCACUGUCAGCCAGCGGGUGCUGGCGUCAGGGCUGCACAGCCCCCACUCCUCGGAGUGGCUCCUCCGUGGCUGCAGUCACGUGGCGGCUGACUGA